AUGUUACAUCUUUUUAGUCUCCAAGAUUCUGAUAAAACUUUUGAGGAGUUCAAAAUGAUCUUGAAAGGAAAGUUGGUGAAAUGUUUUGAAUGUGUCAAGGUUUAUCACAAAAACAAGAGAGAGUUAUUUGAGAGAUAUAAGAUGCAAUAUAACAAUGAUGAAGGUGUAGAUGUGAUGUUUAGUUUAAUCAAAUCAUGGGAUGAGCAACGCGUAGAAGGAUCAUUUUAUUACUUAAGAUAUCUAUUAGGCCUCAAAAAAGAAACAUGUGAUGAUUUUGUUGUCUUAAUCGAAAUAUUUUUCGACAUAUCUUUACUUCAAAAUCAUAAGAUCAACGAAAUGUUUUCCAAGGUGAUGUCAAUACCAUCGCCUAGCAUUACUCAGAUAUUAUCAGAAGAAUUUCCUCCAAGUUUAUUCCUAGCUUCCGUUCAUGAAAAUGAGGAUGUUAGAAAAGUUGCCUGGAAUUGUAUGCAAAUUACUUGGAAAGGGUCCGAUUUAGAAUCAAAUUGGAAAAAUUGUCACAAAAACGAACACUAUCAACUAUUCAAAGAAUUAUUAAAAUAUUAUCUUCAUAAUGAUUGGGGAGAAGCACAUUUUGAUUACCCUAUUACAAAAAAGGAAGCGCUUUUUUUGGCUGGAAUUACAAAGAUCCUCUGUAUAUUGGAUUCCGAAAAACUUCAUAAUUUAAUAUAUGAGAAUAAUGAAUUCGAUAUUCCCAGAUUAUUAGCUGUGAAAUUUAAAUAUAAUAAAAGCUUAAGCACUUUCAUAGAAAUUAUAAGAUUUUUACGUGCACUUUUAUGUAAAUUAAAGGAUAGCUUUUGGUUUAAUUCGACGGAAUUUUCUCAUUUUGACAUUUUGCGUAGCAUAAUGAAUAAUAAUGUCUUUUGUAAUGUAAUGGAAUCUACAAAAUCGGAAACAACAAAGAAAGCUACGUUCGAUUUGCUUCCAACGUUUAUAGAUUCUUUACGAGAUUAUAAUGAAAACGAAUUUUAUAUUUGUAUUAGUAUCAUUUUGAAGAAAUUACUCUGUUCAUUUCAGAAAAGUAAUAAGAACGUCGAAUUCUCUUUGAUGUCUUUGAAGAUGGCUUUGAAGAUUAUAAAAGAUUUUGAUUAUUCGAUUCAUCCUAAAUUAUAUAAGAAGUUUCAGAAGGCCAUUGAUGAUAGAUUAGGAAUAUUUCAUAAAAAUCUUCCAGGAACAGAACGUGAAAAGAUCAUUAAUGAAAUUUUAAAAUAUGUUGUUGAAGACCAAAGUGAUGACCAAAUCAAUGAAUCAAUAGAUGGAUCUAUAGCAAAUCCAAUAGUAAUAGAAUCCGUACCUAUAAAGAGGCCUUUGGAAACAUCAUCAUCUACAACGUCAUCUGAUUCAUCAACGACUAAUGAUUCUCCUUCCACCCCAAAAAACUCUACCGUAUUAACAACUACUAAAGAACAAAAUUCACAAACUGUGGAAAAAAUUCCAUUAAAGACAAUGCCAAGGAAGCCCAUUUCUUGGAAUCCUCCAACUAAUGGUCAAGAUGUUCAAAAGGGAAAAAGCACUUUGAGCAAAUUGCGCGCAUCAUUUAUUAAAGAACAAAAAGAAAAAUUUGAGAUAGAACAGAAAGCUAAAGAGGAACGUGAAAAGUAUGCAAAAAUUGAUGAGGAUCGUCGCAAAGCUCAAAACUUAUCAAAAAUUAGUAAAUCAAAUACCUCUCGAGCAAUUUCUUUGUCAAGAUCAACAUCAGGCAAUGGAAGCUCGGAUAGCGUUAAUUCUAGAGAGGCAAAAAGAUUAAAGUCGGAUAAUGAUGAAAGCUUAAAUCAUUCCAAACCAAAAUUGCGAAAAUUUAAUCCACCUCCAAAGCAAAGACAAACAAAGAUGCUUGAUUUGAGUGAAGUAAUUAAACAUCAAUCAUUAUAUCAACAACGGGCAGUUGCUAACAAGCGUAGAAAGGAUAACCUAGAAAAAAGAUUGAAACCAAAUCUAAAUAAUCUCUACAAGCAAGUAUUAUCUUGGGGUUUAGAAUCAAAAGGAGAACUUCCGCCAAGUACCUCAAAAGACCAGUACCUUCAAAUUCAAAAUACUUUCGAAAGUGUUGAACAAUACAUCAAAAUUUUCGAGCCGUUGUUGAUAUUGGAAUGCUGGCAGAGUUUCGUACAAUCGAAAGAAGAUUUAGAUAUGGAAAAUGACAAGUAUGAUGCAUUGUUGAUUGAAAGUAUAGCUUCCAUUGAUGAUUUCCAAGAACUAUCAUGUAAAAUUAUCCCAGAUAAAAUGAAAAAUAUAGCGGAAGGUGAUUUGAUAAUUGUCAAACAAAACAUUUCAAAAGAUCAGGAUAAAGGCACAUCUGUGACUUCUAAAAUGUUCUUGGCUAUUGUGAAAAGUAUCAUGAAUCAUGAACGCGUAACAUUAUUUUGUUAUUUACAAAAUAAUGAGGCGAAUAUCAGAAGUGAACUGAGGCCUGGAACAAAUUUGAUUGUAUAUCGAAUUAUGAGUUUGACACCUCCUAAAAGGGAGUAUGCUGCUUUAGUUGGGUUACCAUAUUUCCAGUACAAAGAUAUGAUCUUAAAUCCCAAAGGACAAAUUUCUAGUUCAGUUCCUGAAAAUGAAUUAGUUGAAUACAUGACAAAUUAUCGCAUUAAUCAAUCUCAAGCGGAGGCGGUUCACAAGGUCAUACAACAAAAAAAUGGCUUCUCGCUGAUACAAGGUCCUCCAGGAACUGGCAAGACAUCAACAAUUUUGGGAAUCAUAAGCGCCCUUCGAAAUGUAUCGGAUAAACGUCAUAAAAUUUUAGCAUGCGCGCCUAGUAAUGCGGCAGUAGAUGAGUUGGAAAGGAGGCUUAGACAAGGAAUUUACAAUUCUGACGGUAAAAUCGUUCACCUGAAUGUCGUCAGAUUUGGUAAAUUAGAUAAUUCAGAAAAAGAUCCUAAUUCACCCGAAGGUGAACAAAAAUUGAAAUUGGAGCGAUAUGAGAAAAAACUCAGGGGAUUACAUAAAAAACGUCAUGAGACACGAAAUGGGUGGGAUCUAAGUAAGCUAGAUGCCGAAAUUGACCAAACUAAUGCUGAAAUAGGGAAAAUACAUGAAACCUUGAGAAAUCUGAAAGCGGAACAGCAAAACCUUAAUCACUUGUCAAAGCGUGGAAAUUUGAGCAAUGCUGAUUUGAUUGAAGCAGAUGUUGUCUGCGCGACUUUGGCGGGGAGCGGGCACGAGACAUUUGCAAAUAUUGGCAUACAAUUUUCGACGGUUAUAGUUGAUGAAGCGGCCCAGGCCAUAGAGUUAAACACACUAAUACCUCUCAAAUAUAACGCGAAUAGGAUUAUCUUGGUUGGAGAUCCAAACCAGUUGCCUCCAACGGUACUAUCCCAAAUUGCUACAACUUAUUUAUAUGAACAAAGCUUAUUUGUUCGUUUUCAAAGAUGUUUUCCGGAGGCCAUUCAUUUGCUAAAUACGCAAUAUCGAAUGCAUCCGGAAAUCAGCAGGUUUCCAAGUCGCUUAUUUUAUAAUAAUGCGUUAUUGGAUGCACCUGAAUUAGGAAAAAAGAAGCGUCAAAUAUGGCAUAAUUCGAAUAUCUUUGGGCCGUAUAGAUUCUUUGAUGUCGAAGGUAGAAUGAAUCGAGAUAAGAAGAAAUCGUCAUAUAAUACUGAUGAGGCUUGUAUAGCCGUUAAAUUAUUCUUAACUUUGGUCAACAAGUUCGAAACGGUCGAUUUCAAAGAUAGGGUCGGUAUUGUUACCCCUUACAAGCGGCAGUUAAUUGAGCUCAGGACAAAGUUUAGGCAACUAGUUCCCGAGUCGUACUAUAAUAGAAUAGAAUUCAACACCGUGGAUGGGUUUCAAGGGCGAGAGAAAGAUAUAAUAAUCUUUUCUUGUGUUCGAGUCGGCGAAGAUAAGGGGAUUGGAUUCCUUCAAGAUAUUCGUCGUAUGAACGUAGCUCUUACCAGAGCCAAAAGUUCCUUAUUUAUCCUUGGUAACAAAGCUGCAUUAGAGAGUAAUUCUCAAUGGAACGAGUUAAUUCAAGAUGCAAUUCAACGAGGAUUAUAUACUGACGUAAGUGUUAAAGAGAUUGGACUUGAUUUGCAUCAUCAUCAUAAUUAUUAUUAUUAG
Molecule: messenger RNA, 4071 nt
Organism: Funneliformis geosporum
Lineage: Eukaryota; Fungi; Glomeromycota; Glomeromycetes; Glomerales; Glomeraceae
Source: the annotation of a GenBank genome assembly